Molecule: messenger RNA, 4035 nt
Organism: Nannospalax galili (Upper Galilee mountains blind mole rat)
Lineage: Eukaryota; Metazoa; Chordata; Mammalia; Rodentia; Spalacidae
Gene: Map7
Product: microtubule associated protein 7
Exons: 19
Coding region: 243-2552 (769 amino acids)
Biological process (GO): microtubule cytoskeleton organization
Cellular component (GO): microtubule cytoskeleton
Source: RefSeq, a predicted model, not a curated record
UAACCCUCUGCUGGUGAGUUCCUGAGGACACUGCAUCCUGAGGGCAGCAGGAGAUGCAGCCGCUCCCAGCCCUCCUUGAUUAGGAUAUGUCAGGGUUGUCAGGGCAACUGUUCACUGUAGGUAGCGUGUCAUCCUUUCCCUUCUGCUGUGUGCCGAAUGUUUCACUGUGCAGUAGCAGUUAGAAGACUGGAAAAGUGCUGCAGCAGGAAGGAGAAGCCGGGAUCUGAUUGAACAGCAGCAGUAUGCCUGGAUCAGCUACAGCUAUCCGACAAGAGAGACUGAAGAAGACCCAUGCAAGGCCAAUUCCCCUUGGUUUAUUCACCAUUAAUGAGGAAGAUGAGCAGCAAAAGAAUGGAAAUUCCAGAAGACCGAAAGUGCCUGACAGCUAUAAAGUGCAAGAAAAGAAAACUGCCCCCAACCGCCCCUCCUCUACAGUUUCAGGAGAAAAUGUGGACCACUCAGGAAAUAAACCAGACCCCCCACUUGUGCUACGAGUUGAUGACCGGCAGCGGCUGGCCCGAGAGCGCCGAGAGGAACGAGAAAAACAGCUAGCUGCUCGAGAAAUCAUCUGGCUAGAAAGAGAAGAGCGAGCCAGGCAGCACUAUGAAAAGCACUUGGAAGAGCGGAAGAAGAAGCUGGAGGAGCAGCGACUCAAGGAAGAGCGGCGGAGGGCUGCAGUGGAGGAGAAGCGAAGACAGAGGCUGGAAGAGGACAAGGAACGCCAUGAGGCUGUUGUACGCCGUACAAUGGAAAGGAGCCAGAAGCCAAAGCAGAAGCAUAACCGGUGGUCCUGGGGAGGCCCUCUCCAUGGGAACCCCAGCAUCCACAGGGCAGAUCCAGACAGGCGGUCAGUUUCCACCAUGAAUCUUUCGAAACAUGUUGAUCCUGUCAUUAGCAAGCGACUUUCGUCCUCAUCUGCAACUUUGCUAAAUUCUCCAGAUAGAGCUCGCCGCCUGCAGCUCAGCCCCUGGGAGAGCAGCGUUGUUAGCAGACUGCUGACGCCCACACAUUCGUUCCUGGCCAGAAGUAAAAGCACAGCUGCCUUGUCUGGAGACACAGUUAUCCCCAUUUGUCCUCGUUCAGCAUCUUGCAGCCCCAUCAUCAUGUCCUUCAAAGCUGCACACUCUAGAAAUCCAGGGGAUCGACCAAAACUCUUUGUGACACCACCUGAGGGUUCUGCACGAAGGAGGACCAUCCAUGGCACAGCGGUGAGUAUGAGUCAUAAAAGAGAGAGAGAGCGAGAACAUGGCCACUUCUAUCUUACCUCUGGCAUCCGAAGGACUCUAUCUCCAUCUAAUCCCAAAGCGAGAUCACCAGCUCCCGCCCGCCUUUGGCUCCCAUCCAAGUCCAUGCCUCAUUUGCCUGGCACACCCCGACCAGCAUCCUCCUUGCCUCCUGGCUCAGUCAAAGCUGCUUCUUCUCAGGCCCAUCCCUCAUCCCCCGGCAACAUUCGCCCUAUCAAGAGAGAAGUCAGAGUAGAACCCGAGAAAAAAGACCCUGAGAAGAAAGUUGCCAAUGAACCCUUGCUAAAGGGCAGGACACCUUUAGUGAAGGUAGAAGAAGUCCCAGUUGAAGAGGGGACACCUGUGGAGCCAGCUGAACCUGCUGCUCCAGCCUCGGCCCCUGCUCCAACUCCAGUCCCUGCUCCAGUCCUGGCCCCAGUCCCUGUCCCAGCACCACCAUCCACUGUGACUGCCAGUGCUAUUCCUAAGACCUCUGCAGGCACCACUGAUCCAGAAGAGGCCACAAGGCUGUUGGCGGAGAAGAGGCGGCUAGCUCGUGAGCAAAGAGAGAAGGAGGAAAGGGAGAGAAGGGAGAAAGAAGAGCUGGAAAGACAAAAGAUAGAGGAACUGGCUCGAAGGGUGGCUGAAGAGCGAAGUCGCCGAGAAGAAGAAUCCCGUCGCCUCGAAGCAGAGCAAGCGCGGGAGCAGGAGGAGCUGGAGCGCCAUCAGGCUGAGGAGGAGCGGGAGCGUCGGGAGAGGGAGGAGGUGGAGCGUGUGCAGAAGCAGAAAGAAGAAGAAACCCGUGUCCGGGAGGAGGCAGAGAGGGUCCGACAGGAACGGGAGAAGCAUUUCCAGAGGGAAGAACAGGAGCGUCUGGAGAGGAAGAAGAGACUUGAAGAGAUUAUGAAAAGAACCAGGAGGACAGAAUCUACAGAUAAGAAAACCAUUGAUCAAAGAAAUGGUGACGUAGACAAGGGAGUUCUCACUGGAGAAACAGAGGUAUCUGCACUCCCAUGUAUGAACUCUCCAGGAAAUGGAGACUCAGCAGCCAGCCUACAUGUGGUCACUUUACAACAAUCAAAAGUGACCACAGAGAGUUCUCCUAAUUUGGAAAAACAGCCAAGUGAAAAUGGAGUAUCUAUUCAGAAUGAAAACUUUGAAGAAAUUAUAAACUUGCCUGUUGGAUCAAAAGCAUCCAGAUUAGAUGUUACCAACGAGAACCCAGAAAUUCCUUUAAAACCAGUUUUGGCAUUUGAUGAUGAAGGGACACUUGGGCCCCUACCUCAGGUAGAUGGUGUUCAGACACAACAGACCACAGAAGUUAUAUGAGCAUUUCCUCUGAAGAACCAAAGCAAAAAUUUUCUACAGUUAAUGGAAUUUAUUUCAUGUUCCAAAGGAGUAUCCCCCUUUCUCCAGUUUUCUAAAGAUUUCUUGACCAUCAUUUUGAAAAGACUUAUUAAAACCAGCUAAAGACAACAGACUGGAUAGCUUUUCUAAUAAUUUUUGCCAUUAGAAAGAAAAAUGCUCCUUAAUCUUCGGUACCUUAAGAUGGCUUUUUCUAGUGUGCUCCUUCUUAGCAAAUCAAUAUUUUUCUGCAUUCUUUACAAGACAAGAGCAUUUGACUGAAAAAGAUAUGGGCUCUAGGCAUGAUUUUUCACAUAGAUAUUUUGGUCUUUAAACUUCAAUAUAUGAAAUUGGCAAAAAUAAAUUACCUUUUACAAUGUAAUACUUGAAAAACUAAGUACCUCUUUGCUCUACAAGUAGAGUGGCUGGGAGGUGUUUAAAUAAACCUGUUUAUUUAAAUGUUACUGCAAAGGACUCUAUUUGUAGAGGCAAAUGAUAGGCAAAUUACCAGGUCUUGUAAAUGCAGCUUGUACAUGGCAUUCUGCAGACCUGUCUUCUUGCAACUCCUUUUAUAGAAGUGUACUAACAAGCUGUGGAAAAUAAUUAUGUUUUUCAGAGCAAGAAAAUACUUUACUGUCCUCUUAAGUAAUGUAUUUAUAAAGUUUUUUUCAGGUAAAUAAAAUAAAUUAGAACAAUGUGACAACACUGCAUAUUUGCUUCAGUAGAUACACUGUCUGAUGCUCCGUGAGGAAUGUCAUUGACGGUUCAGGCUGUUUCUGAAGUUUGUAUGUUGCUGCUGUCCCCUGUCAUGGUGGGACUUAUCUUUGCCUUACGUGAUCACAAAUUAUGUGGGGGGAAAUAAAGAUUUAAUGUUUCUUUAAAUCAAAAAAGAAUUUGGUUUUGCUCGUUUCAGAGCAAUGAGAAAAUGCUGGACUGUUGACUGUGUGGUGCCCAGGACAAGGGUCUUCAUGGAUGUCCUCGUCUGUGUGCCUCAGUCAGCUUUCCACCUUCUGUCAUCGCUCUCCACUUUUGCUGCUGCACCUCGCUGUACAAACUUGCACUUUGAUUUGCUAAUAGAAAUCCAAUGUUAUUUUCCCACUUAAGAGACAACUAAUGACUAAAUGGAGAGGGAGAAAGGAAUGCUGAGAGAAAAUUUUAUGUGGAGUGUUAAAAAAGAGAUAAAUUUAUGCCACUAUAAUGUAUUGGUUUUAUACAGUGAGUGAUUGGUUAAUCCGCUGGAUCGAAUGAGAGACUAUUCAUCAAUUGGAUUAUUUCUUUUAAAUCCAAGCAUAUGAUCUUUAGCAACAGCUUGUAUUUGUUAAAACAUUAAGUUGUGGGUUUUUCCUGUUCUCAGUUGUCCAUGUACACAUAGACAUUGUAUUAAAAAAAAUUCUGUUCAACAAAGUUGUUUCAUUUGUUUAAAAUCUACCAAGCAUGAAAUACCAAUAAAAUGUUUGAUGUCAUUUUA